UGCGUCCGGAAGACAGGAGCGGAGAAGAGAAAGAGCGACGGAAGGAAAGAAUCAAAACGGAAGCGCAGGAUGAAGGAAGUGUGAGGAGGACUUUGUGGGACUUCUCUCCUGAACUCUGCCGUCGUUGUUCGUCCCAACAUCUGACUUCCCCACAACAUGGAGGCGACGCGUUCACACGCCGCGCUGCUGCUGGUCCCACCGCUGGUCCUCUGCUGCCUAGUGGAGCUGGUGCAGGGAUAUGGAUACAGGCCUCAGCGAAAAUUCACUGAGGACAUGGACUGGUCCUACGCAGGAACACUGAACCAAAACAACUGGGCCAAGAAGUUUCCAUCCUGCAGCAAUGCCAAGCAGUCACCCAUCAACAUCGAGGAGGACCUGGCUCAGGUCAAACUGCAGUACCAGAAGCUGCAGUUCGACGGCUGGGAGAGGAUGGCGUCUGACUCCACCAUCAAAAACGAUGGGAAGACUGUGGCAGUGAAUGUAAAAGGGGACUUCUACAUCAGUGGAGGGGGUCUCAGGUCAAAGUUCAAGGUGGGACUAAUCACCUUCCACUGGGGCCGCUGCAAUGCCUCAUCUGAGGGUUCUGAACAUAGCCUGGACGGGGUCAAAUACCCCCUGGAGGUACUUCUGAGUAUCUCUGUGCAGGUACUUCUGAGUAUCUCUGUACAGGUACUUCUGAGUAUCUCUGUGCAGGUACUUCUGAGUAUCUCUGUACAGGUACUUCUGAGUAUCUCUGUGCAGGUACUUCUGAGUAUCUCUGUACAGGUACUUCUGAGUAACUCUGUGCAGGUACUUCUGAGUAUCUCUGUGCACGUUCUUCUGAGUAUCUUUAUACAGGUACUCCUGAGUAUCUCUGUACAGGUACUUCUGAGUAUCUCUGUACAGGUACUUCUGAGUAUCUUUGUGCAGGUACUUCUGAGUAUCUCUGUACAGGUACUUCUGAGUAUCUCUGUGCACGUACUUCUGAGUAUCUCUGUGCAGGUACUUCUGAGUAUCUCUGUACAGGUACUUCUGAGUAUCUCUGUACAGGUACUUCUGAGUAUCUUUGUGCAGGUACUUCUGAGUAUCUCUGUACAGGUACUUCUGAGUAUCUCUGUACAGCUGGAGGUGUUCUGCGAGGUGAUGACCAUGCAGCAGGCAGGUUAUGUGAUGCUGAUGGACUAUCUGCAGAAUAACUACAGGGAGCAGCAAGAGCAGUUCAUGGGCCAGGUCUUCUCUUCCUACACCGGCGUGGAGGAGGUCCAAACCCCCAUCUGUAGUUCAGAGCCGGAGAACAUCAUGGCCUCUCCCUACAACCUCAGCAGUCUCCUAGUGACGUGGGAGCGUCCACGGGCGGUGUAUGACAGCGGGAUUGAGAAAUACUCCGUCACCUACCACGUGGUGCAAGGAGAAGACCCACCCAUGUCCCAGUACAUGACUGACGGGGACCAGGAUGUGGGGGCGAUCCUGCAGGAUCUGUUGGCCAACAGCAGCUACGCGGUGCAGGUGGUGGCGGUCUGCUCCAACGGUCUGUACGGGCGUGUGAGCGAGCGGCUGACGGUUCGGAUGCCUUCCGACGAGCCCGACGAGCCCGAAGAUGUGCUGGAAACACGUUGGAACGAAAUUGAUGAAGGGGACUAUGACCCAGCCCUGUCCUGGAAUGAGCCAGUCCAAACGGAGGAGGAUUAUGUUGUGGGUUGGACAGACGCCGCAGGGACCUUGACCACCGGCUCAUCCAGUCCCCUGUUCCCUGAUAGCGGAGCCACAAGGCAGCCAAGGGUUCCUCCUCAGGAGGAACCGGAAUAUGACGCUUCCUCCAGAUCCCCCCCGCCGCUCGCUGCCUCACCGCCGGGAAACCAGGCCUCCCCCACGGACACAGACGAGGCCCUCCUCGGUAGCAGCAACGCCAUGUUCACGACCGCCACCGAGGAAGACGUUCGUCUCGCUUCUCCUCUUCAGACUGUAGCAGCAAGAGAAAGUCUCCUCGGGGAGACCACCACAACCCUCACCCAAACCGCGGGUGGGGGGGCGCCGCACAUAAAUGAAGGCACCGCCACCACAGGAAGCAAGUCCUCCAGAACCACCGCUCUUCCGGAGACCCCUCUGGGAAGCAGCUCCUCCUCUCCUCGCUCCUCCACGGUGGCUCCGCUGCAGCCUACAACUUCUAGCACGCCUCGUUUGUCCUCCGCCACCACCUCCGCCCCCUUCGGCCGCGUGCUCUUUCACACCACACAGCCCGUGUUCAAUGCGUCAGAGUCCGGCUCCACGGAGCGCUGGCACCCAAUGUCGGACAGGGACUCUCCCCGCCAACCGUCCACCACUCCCUCGCCACUCACCUCCCCCUCCACCCCCCCGUCAGAGAGACAGCUAUCAGACAGCAGCGACGCCUCUGGCUCCGCCCUGUUCGCGGAGUCUCCAGAGGGCUCGGCCCAGGAAUGGGACAGGGUUCAAAGCUCUGCCUCCGGAGAGAGCGCCACACCGUGUCAGACUGCUGCCGCUCCUACCGCCGGCCUCUCAGCUGCCUCCACACCCGGCGCUGCCCCACACGACGUCGACGAGCGGUCCUCCGCCUUCUAUUUUGAGACGGGAAGUGCCGGCUCUGCCGUCACAGAGUCCAUCAUUUCCGCCAUGACCUUUGAGCCCAGGUCCCUCGGCGGCGAGGAGGAGAGCGGCUCAGGACAGGCUGAGAGCGUGUACGACAACGAGGCUUCGUCAGACUUCAGUAUUCCCGAGCCCACGGAGAGAAACCCCCAGCAAGAGGAGCCGGUGGAAGACGCCAGUAACAGCAGCCAUGAGUCCCGGGUGGGGCAGGUCCGGGAGCAGCAGAGGAGGGCUGUGGUGCCACUGGCCGUGGUCUCCACCCUCACCUUCCUCGGUCUGCUGGUUCUGGUGGGCAUCCUCAUCUACUGGAGGAACUGUUUCCAAACGGCUCACUUCUACAUCGAGGACGGCAGCUCACCACGGGUCAUCUCCACACACUCCACCCCCACACUAACAGCUGAUGACCGGACCUUCACAGUGAAGGAGUUUGUUCAACAUGUGGCUGACUUACACGACAACCUCAGCUUCUCGCAGGAGUUUGAGAUACUGAGAGACAGUUACCAGGAGGUGCAGACAUGCACGGUGGACAUGGCAAUGACCACGGACACCUCCAACCACCCCGACAACAAGACUAAGAACAGAUACCUCAAUAUACUGGCCUAUGACCACAGCCGAGUGCGACUGUCCCCGCAGAACGACAAAGGCGGGAACGCAGCAGACUACAUUAAUGCAAACUUCGUGGAUGGCUUGACCAGGCCGAGGGCCUACAUCGCGGCUCAGGGGCCACUGAGGUGCAGCACUGAGGACUUCUGGAGGAUGGUGUGGCAGCAGAAAGUGGGCGUGAUCGUCAUGAUAACCAACCUGAUGGAGAACGGCAGAAGGAAGUGCGACCAGUACUGGCCAGUCGAGACGCAGGAGGAGUAUGGUCACUUCCUGGUGACUGUCAGGAGCAGCAAAGUGUUGGCGUACUACACUCAGAGGACUUUCACCCUUCGAAACACCAGCCUCAAAACGGGCUACCAAAAGGGGCGAUGCAACGAGCGGACCGUGACUCAGUACCAUUACACCCAGUGGCCGGACAUGGGUGUGCCGGAGUACGCCCUCCCACUGCUCACCUUCAUCCGCAGGUCGUCGAAGGCCCGGACUGACGACAUGGGGCCGGUGGUGGUACACUGCAGCGCGGGCGUGGGCCGGACGGGGACGUACAUCGUGCUGGACAACAUGCUGCAGCAGCUGCGAGAGCGGGGAACCGUCAACGUCACGGCUUUCCUCAAACACAUCCGCACACAGAGGAACUUCCUGGUCCAGACAGAGGAGCAGUACGUGUUCAUCCAUGACGCCUUAGUGGAAGCCAUCUUGAGUCGGGAGACAGAAGUUCCCUCAAGCCUCUUCCACAAGUACGUGGAUGAGCUGCUGACCCCGGGCGUGUCAGGCAGGACGCCGCUCGAGAAGCAGUUUAAGUUGAUUUCCCAGUGCAGCUCCAAGCAGAGUGACUUCACCACAGCUCUUCAAGAAUCCAACCACAAGAACAGAAGUUCUUCUCUGAUCCCCGUUGAGAGGUCACGAGUACGGCUUUCUCUGGUGGCGGGCGAAACAUCUGACUACAUCAACGCAUCCUACAUUACAGGUUACCGACACAGCAGAGAGUUCAUCGUGACCCAAAGUCCGCUUCCAGGAACCAUUAAGGACUUCUGGAGGAUGAUCUGGGACCACAACAGCCAGGUCAUCGUGUCUCUGCCUGGAACAGCAUCAGCUGAGGAAGGGGCGGAGCCAUGUAUAUUCUGGCCACGCAAAGGGCAACCAAUCAGCUAUGAGACGUUUACUGUCACUCAGCGAAGUGAGACAAAGGUGUGUCUGCCCAGUGAGGAGCUGCUGGAGAUCCAGGACUACAUCCUGGAGACCAAACAGGACGACUACGUUCUGGAAGUGAGACACUACCGAUGUCCACGCUGGCCCAAUCCAGACGCUCCCAUCAGCAACGUCUUCCAGCUCAUCCAUCUGCUGAGAGAGGAGCGCUCCCCUCAGGAGGGCCCCACUAUCAUCCACGACCAGCUGGGCGGCGUGGCUGCUGGCACGCUGUGCGCUCUCUUCUCUUUGGUUUGCCAACUGGAGGCUGAGAGCUGUAUGGACGUCUUCCAGGUGGCCAAGAUGGCAAAUCUGAUGAGACCAGGAAUGUUGUGUGACGUGGAGCACUAUCACUUCCUGUACAAAGCCAUGCUGAGUCUGGUGGCGAUGCAGGAAGACCAGACGACCCUUCAGUCCCCUGACAACGACAAGAGCAUGGUGACGGACAGAGCCGGCACGGCCGAGAGCCUGGAGUCACUGGUCUGAAGAUCUGGACCAGGACUCCCGUCAACCUGCUCGUCGGUGGAGAUGAGUGACAGCGCUUUGCCUCGCCCGCCCUCUACGCCAGGCUCAAACUACAAGAUAGCCUGUCUCGAUGAUUUCUAUAAAUCCAUUUCUCCAGACUCCACGGCACACUGCUUAAAGGAAAGUCCCUGAAAGUUUCGGACUCUAAACUAGCUGGUCUUGGAAGUCUUGUGGUCUGAGCCUGGACGAGUUUGCUGAAUGAGUUUCUUCAACGCCGGACAUGGAAACCCUGUUGACUGCGUGCCUUUUUCUAGAUUUCAGCCUAUAAUUCUAACAACUUUAUACAUCUGUAGACUAACCACCUUUUUUAAUCUCCUGCUGCACUUACAACCUUUCCAAAAUUUUAUAUUUAUUGGCGGGAAGCCAAGUAAAAAGGGAAAAAGCGUAUUUUACAUGGAAUGGUGUUUGUUAGCUUGUCUCCUGUGUGGGGCUCGUGCUCUGCAGCAGCGCUGUGCUAUUGAAAUCAAGUGAAAUAAAAGAGGGCCUGGAUAACAUAAUCUAAUGUACAUAAUAUUAUAGUACUCAACUUGAUGGACCAAAUUUCUAUUUAUACCUCUAGAUUUUUAUAUUUUACCAUUUUAGUGCAUUCAGAUGUAUGGUUUGAUUCUAAUUCUGUAGUUGAAAGAUGUUAAUGUUUAAAUCUACUGAUCUGCAUUUUGUAACAGACUAAAUGUUUGAGUUACUGACAGAAAACACUGCUGUGUUACUAGCUAGCUGAUUAAAGUGACAGGAGUCUAA
Messenger RNA from Lampris incognitus (smalleye Pacific opah), 5628 nucleotides. RefSeq names its product receptor-type tyrosine-protein phosphatase zeta-like. The record is from RefSeq and is a predicted model, not a curated record. The transcript has 34 exons. Gene Ontology annotation, molecular function: protein binding; protein tyrosine phosphatase activity. Gene Ontology annotation, biological process: peptidyl-tyrosine dephosphorylation. Lineage: Eukaryota; Metazoa; Chordata; Actinopteri; Lampriformes; Lampridae. Bases 157 to 4851 code for a protein of 1564 amino acids.